CAGGAUGGCAAGCUAGUAGAGAUCUGCCGGCACUUCCCGCCUUUCUCCGACGCGGGCAAGAUCAUUUGGGUGGGCAGGUCUGCCCCCGAGGAAGACGGGGGGAUCCGUGGCUGGUUGGGCGAGAUGAAGGACGUGCAUAUCCUGAAUCGCAGUGAGUGCAUCGAGAAUGUGAUCGGCCGAAGUUCCAGCCCCAAAGUGGAGAGUGCCCGCCGCUUGCAGCAAAAUGGCUCCAGAAGAUCGCUGCUGUUCACCGACGAUCGGGCAGGGGGAUCAGCUUUCUCCGAGGGCGUGUCCGCCGACUUCUUCAAGGCCGUCGACGCGAACAGCGACGGGACUAUCGACUUCGGGGAGUGCGCCUACAGCCUCGACGAGGCGACCGGGCUGAGCCCGACGACUACCGCCACGAAGACCACCACUAUUACCACGAAGACCAUUACCAUCACCACCGCCACGAGCACGACGGUAACAGCGUCCACGAACACGGCGCAGACCAGCAUCAGCGCGACGGUCACGGAGACCACGGCAACCAUGACCAGCAGCAGCGGCACGGCUACGUUUCCGCUGUCCACCCGACCUGCGCAAGCUAAGAACCAAACCCCGCUGCCCUCCGCCAGGUCGUGGAAAUCCGACGGUGUGGUCGCGGUCAGCGCGAACGGGAGCGGUGCGAUCGCGCUGGGCCCCGCAGGAGACCUCGGGCUCUGCGGCGGCUCGUUCUCCGUGGCGCUGGAGCUCUGGCGCGACGCGGCGCAGAAAGACUCGCCAGAUGCUGCCUACACGAUCCUGGGAGCUCCCGAGGACGACUCUUUCGAGGCCGUGCUCUGGAACGGUUCGCUGGGCGCGAGCUUCCUCGGCACCCGGUGCAGCUCCAGGGUCGCGGUCCCGAAGGAGCGGUGGGUGGACGUCAUCUUCUUGUACGACGCUGGCAAGCAAGAGCUCCACAUCUUCCAGGAGGGAAAGCCGGUGCACAAUUGCUCUCGGAUGGAUCCGUUCGAGGGCAAGACAACCGCCAUCUGGCUGGGGAGGUCUGCGCCAGACGACAAGGCCGGCGUGGCACCAUGGCGUGGCGCCUUCCGCAGCGUGGAGAUCAGCGAGGGGCUGCCCACGCCCGUGGGCCGGGCCGGCGGUGCAGGGCCCUCCCCGGCUGGCGCGGCGCUGGGCGAGCCUGCCGCCAGCGAGCCGCCAGAGGGUGCCGAGGACACCGUGGUGCCGUUGCCCUCUGCGCACGUCGGGCCGUCCACCAGCGAGCCGCCAGAGGGCACAGUGGCGUCGCGGGAUCUCACGACCGUCGGGCCGUCCACCAGCGAGCCGCCAAGGGGUACCGUGAUGUCGCGGCCCUCUGCGACCGUCGGGCCGUCCACCAGCGAGCCGCCAAAGGGCACAGUGGUAUCACGGGAUUUCACAACCGUCGGGCCGUCCACCAGUGAGCCACCAACGUCUAGGACAUCAACGAGCUCUGCGGUCCUCACACCGUCCACGAAGCACCUGCAGGCGACCGUGGGCCCCACCAGUGCUCAGUCAAGCUCGAGCUCAUCGGAAAGGUCGUCUUCUUCCUCGAGUGCAAGCACUACCGCGUCGACUGCAGCAACAAAGGCCACGGCCACGACCAUGGCAAAGACCACGGCUGAGACCAAGGCCCAGACCACGACCACGACCAUGGCCACGACCAAGGCCUCGACCGUGGCCACGAUCAAGGCCCAGACCGAGACCACCAUAGCCACGACCACGGCUCCGACCGAGGCCACGACCGCAGAGGCAACUCGGCCAACGACCGCCGCCGUCGAGACCUCCAAGGCCCCGACCGAGGCCACGACCGAGUCCACCACAGCCAUGACCAAGGCCACGACCGCGGCCACGACCGCAGAGGUAACUCAGCCCACGACCGCCGCCAUCGAGUCCAGCAGGCCGGUGGAGGUCGCCGCAGCCAGCACCUCGGUUGCGGAGGCGCCCUCUCAGCCGGCCUCCUCGGCGACCACGAGCUCCACCCCGCUGACGCUCAGCGUCCCGGCCCCGGCCGAGACGCCCCCUGCCCCGAGUGGCCCGGCGAUGCCGCCACCAUGGCCCGUCGAGGCUGAGGCGUCUACGAGCCGCGCCGCGAGCACCACGACGAGCGCCACGACCACGGCGACCGUCCCCGUGAUGAACUUGGCGGGGGGGGGCCGACUCGGCGACCGCCGUUUUACGCGUACCCCUGCUGACCCUCCGGCCCC
Molecule: messenger RNA, 2207 nt
Organism: Prorocentrum cordatum
Lineage: Eukaryota; Dinophyceae; Prorocentrales; Prorocentraceae
Source: the annotation of a GenBank genome assembly